Molecule: messenger RNA, 225 nt
Organism: Akanthomyces muscarius
Lineage: Eukaryota; Fungi; Ascomycota; Sordariomycetes; Hypocreales; Cordycipitaceae
Exons: 2
Coding region: 1-225 (74 amino acids)
Source: RefSeq, a predicted model, not a curated record
AUGCCUGAUCGCGGUGAGGUUCCUUCGGUCACGCCGCCUGGUGUUGUAACUAUUCAGCCAACAGCCGCUGCGGCGACUAUUACCGACACACAGCCUGCUCUCACUGAGCCAAUGGAGGCAACGGGCGAUUUGAGUUUGCGAGGGGGGAUGGAGCUUUGUUUCGAUUCGAGAGCGUCUGAAAAAUGCAAUCACUGCUGCAGUCUUUGCAUGAGCCAGAUCUGCUGA